Molecule: messenger RNA, 1245 nt
Organism: Phoenix dactylifera (date palm)
Lineage: Eukaryota; Viridiplantae; Streptophyta; Magnoliopsida; Arecales; Arecaceae
Source: RefSeq, a predicted model, not a curated record
ACACGGACACGGUGGUUGACUGAGCCCCGAUCCCGCCGCUCUCGCUCGACGGUCGGGGAAGGGAACGCCGCGGCGCUUAUCCCGGUGUACGGCGCCGCCGGCCAGCGAAAGCGAUGCCGGGCCCGGGGCCGCACACGAUGUAUACGCUGGGGGCCGGGGUGGGGCUGAUGCGCCUCUCCCGCGGCCGAUUCGGGCCGCACCACUGCCUCUUCUACGCCGCCAACGCCUUUCUCGGCCCCGACCUCGGCUCCUUCGCCGAGUGGCUUACCUCUUCCGUCCUCGGCUUUGGACGCUCCUUCGGUUCCUUCGCCAUGGACGUCGUCCAUCAUCCCUUCUAUUACGUCCUCGUCCUCGGCCUCCCCCUCUCCUUCUUCUAUGCCUGGCUCUCCGGGUUCCUCCUCCGCCGGAACCUCCUCGAUACCGUCUCAGGGGUUCCCUUGAGCAGAAGGCAAUGCUUCUUGUUGCUGUCGGCAGGUUCAUUGUCACAUUUUUUCUUAGAUCACUUGUUUGAGGAAAAUGGCCAUUCUUCAAUGUAUUCUUGGGUACUGAGCACAGGAUGGUGGAAAGGCAGAGCUCCUAUCAACCCAGAAGCAGUUGUUGUCAUUGGAAUUUUAUGCACUUGUCUAAUUGGGGGCUUUAUUUACAUCAACAGAGUGAAGCAGGGAAAAUCAGUUCUUGCUAAAUCGAAUCAGUCAUUUAGACUUGUGCUGGCAAUAGCAGCACUGUACUGUAUGUGGUGUGCUAGUCAGAUAUAUUGGAGAAAUCCUCCUCAGCCAGCGGUGGGGGAAGAGGCAGAUCUUGGCGUUCUCAUAUUUCUCGGCACCUAUUUUUUUCUCCCACACAGCUUGUGUAUAUUGUCAAUGAAUCAGAAGGAGUACCUGGAUACAUUGGAUCAGCUCCCAUUGUAACUAUAUAACUUGCACUCAUGCACAGACUUCACGAGCAUUGGGCUCAAGAAUUCAUACUUCUGGGGUUUCAUAAGGGAACAUGGUCUCAUGAUUUGCUGUUGAUUGAAAAUUUGAACUUAUGCUAGGGGACAAAUCAAGUUAAUACUGGAGUAAGAUUGCAGCAGGUGCUAGCCUCUCGGCACUAAUGUCAAAUGGAAUCGGGUGCCCGUAUUUUGCGAUGAAAUUUGUGUAAAUGUUCUGCGAAAAUGAAAAAAAAAAAUUCUCACCCAUUCAAGGGUAUCAGCAGCUAUAUGUGAUGUAUACUGCAUGUGAAUCAGACAAAGUUAAUUGCUGCAAA